This is a messenger RNA of Manduca sexta (tobacco hornworm), 5466 nucleotides long. RefSeq names its product homeobox protein orthopedia. Gene Ontology annotation, molecular function: DNA binding; DNA-binding transcription factor activity, RNA polymerase II-specific. Lineage: Eukaryota; Metazoa; Arthropoda; Insecta; Lepidoptera; Sphingidae. Gene Ontology annotation, biological process: neuron differentiation; regulation of DNA-templated transcription. The transcript is spliced from 8 exons. Bases 347 to 1297 code for a protein of 316 amino acids. The record is from RefSeq and is a predicted model, not a curated record.
UUUCACAUUAAACGAUCAUUUUAAGGGCGAACCAAUCAAACUGCAAAUUUAUACAAAUUGAUACUAAACGGGUUGUAUUAAUUUUAUAACAAAAAUUAAGUGCGUAAAUAAGUUGUGAGCCGAGUCGUAAUUAAAACUAAUUGGGUUUAAUGCGACGCUAAUUAUUAUAAAUUAAACCGGAUUUUGUACGGAAUAACGUCCUUUUUGUGUGUUGUUGAACUUUUUGUGUUUUUUUUGGACUAUGAGCGUGGUGUCGGUUACCGGUUGCUAGUCGCUGGAAUAGUGUUUGUGUGGUGUGCGGCAGGAUGUCGACAUAGGGGGCGGCCGCGCCUGGCCCUUUGAGGCCAUGUUAAAUAACCUUACCGCGACUGCUUUGGGAGGUCACAAAGAGUCGUGCGAGGAGGGCAAGCAGCUGGAGGUGAAACCGAACGUGGAGAGGCACCAUGCGCUCGGCGCGCGGCUGCACAUCGCGCACAACGUUCGCCCAGAACACUUGCAGGGCGGCAUCCACCAGCACGGCGGGCACAUGGCGACGGUGCCGGUGAGCAUGUCCUCCGCCACCUCGGACUCGGACAAACCCGCCAAACAAAAGAGGCAUCGGACCAGGUUCACGCCGGCGCAGCUCAACGAGCUGGAGAGAUGCUUCAGCAAGACGCACUAUCCUGACAUCUUCAUGCGCGAGGAGAUCGCCAUGAGGAUCGGCCUCACAGAGAGUAGAGUGCAGGUGUGGUUCCAGAACCGUCGAGCCAAAUGGAAGAAGCGCAAGAAGAGCACCAACGUGUUCAGGUCCCCUGGAGCGCUGCUGCCCUCGCACGGACUGCCACCCUUCGGCGCAGGCGACGUGUGCGCACCCGGCGUGUUCGCGGACCGACCCUGGUCUAUGCCAGCUGGGCUAUCUCAGUUGUCGCAGGGUGGCGUGUCGAUGGGCGGGUUUGGAGCUGGAGGUCUACCGCAGCUGGCCGCGGACCUCAACCCGUCGCUGCCCAUCUCCUCGGUCGCUUCAGGCCAGCCGUACCAGGGGCACUACCCGCUCAACUCGCUUGGCGACACGAUGAUGUCAUACUGCAACAACAUAGCGGGCGGGCAGCAGGGCGCGCUGGAGGGCUCGCCCACGCCGCCACACAUGUCCCACUGCGCCAACAACGCGUCGCCCACCGCUUCAGGCGGCGGCGAGGGCGAGGAAGAGGGAUGGCGCGGGCACAGCAUCGCAGCGCUGCGCCGGCGCGCGUCCGAGCUGUCGGCCGCCAUCCCGCCCUACCUGCAGCUCAACUACGACGCGCACAGCCCCGUCUACUGACCGCGUCACCAGCCAUACGCACGGCACGUCCACACCACUCUACCCGACUAGGAAUAGAGUUCAAAUUACAAACAAAAAACACUACAAUAUAGAGAUGAAAUUACAAAUGGAUAAACGCAGAGUAUUCAAAUUCUAAAUAAGAGAAGAAUUAUUAGCUCUCAUUUACACAAGAAUUUUUUUUCGUAAAAUUUACGAUUUGCAACACCCGCUUAUUUUGGCAGCCCAGGCUCUUACUGCAGUUUCGUUCAUACAAUUUGUUAAAUUAAGCGUAAGAUUACCACCACUACAGUUAAUCCUUAGAAAUGUACUAUCAAUUAAAAACCGUGAUCCCAAAUAUGUGUCAACGGUUUUGUGUUUAUUGAAAAAUAAUAUUCGUCUUACUAAUAAACGUUGUAUACAUGAGCGUAGCUAGGAGGGGGCAUGGGUGGUCGAUACCCACAUACAUCUUUGCUCUCUCUAGAAAAAACCUUGUGGUCGCGCGUGCAGGCUUCUUGAGCGGCCCUUUCGUUGAAACAGCGACCUUUUUUCCUUUUUGUUUCGACAAGCUGCUCCGCCUAGAAAGUCCGUAGCAAUGCCAAUAGUUGUAUAUAUCUGUAAUUGUUAAGUGUUUUGUCUUUUCAUGUUGAAUGACAUUUACUGUCAAAGGAAGCGAGACAAAACAUUGUGUAUACAGACGUAUACACCGUUUAUUAGUAAGGUUUAAUGCAUAUAUGGGGGUAUUUCCAGAAAUAUCUAUAGAAUGAGGGCACCACUUUUGCUUUUUCGCUUAGUUGACAGUACAAGAAAUUAGUUCAAUAUUCCAGCAUGACAUGGUGAGGCUUUUUAUUUACCUGGUCAGGCUAUAAAUAUGAUUAAAAAUAUGGAAUUUACCUGUGACGCCAAUUCCUGCAUCUUCUCUUAUUUGAACGACUAAAAAAUCUCCUGCGUUCUGUAUUUUAGAUUCUGUUGCCUUAGGUUCAAAAUACAAUUUCUCUUGCAAUAUAUUUGAUAGCGUGUGGACAGUUAAAGCGAUUUAAUUCAAUUUUUCAUCCCAGAAAGGGGUAACGUGAGACAUUUUUUUACAAUGAAAUUGUGAGCUGUAUUCGAUGUAUACGCGUACGUACAAUAAAUAAAUUAUAGAUUAACUUAAGGUAUUUAAUAAAGUAUCAUAGCUAUUGGUGUAUUUGCGACACGACCGUGCGCAUUGUAUGACGCCAUACUUUUUAAAAUGUUGAGUAAUGGUAGGCCUACCUGUUGAAAAUGACAAGGCUUGUAACCUCAUCUGGGCCAUGAACUGAAAAUGAAUGUGACUUAGAUUCACAGGGGCGGAAUAGUGAAUGCUACGUGUGUCAUGACCCCCCAAUAAGUUACAACAUAUAUUUUUCUUCAGUGUUAGUUUAAAUGCGUUUGUAACUUUAUUUACCGGUAUACAAGGUAAAUAAAUAUACACAAACUCAUUGUUUUUUUGCUAUUGUCAUAAAAAUUGCUGUACAAUGACGUCAUUGUUCAAGUUUGAAUAUAAUUUUUGUGACAGAAUAUUGGAGGAAUUGAAAAUAGAGUAAAAAAAUGUUUUUUUCGCUCUAAAAUGGUUAACUAAUUUUGAUAAAAUUUGAUAUAAAGAUCAACUGAAUGUUUUGAGUAUAACGUUCAGAAAUAACCAAAACUGCCAUCAUGGUCAAAAGUAGCGUGAAAUAUAUAAUUUGUGCGGUCGUGUGGCACUCGCAAGCUCACGGCUGGAAAGUGUUAUGUUUCGAUAUACCACCUUGUAGCAGUGCGCUUAUGUCUCGUGUACGGGCCUUUGUAAAUAAACGCGGGAAAACGCGCAGGCCUUAAGGAUUUGCGUUAACUUAACUUACAAACUAACUUGGGAUAUUGUAGUUUGACAUUUAAAGACUUUAAAAUUGUCUGUGGCAUUCGGUUUUUAAAUUUUCGAUGUAUAAGAGUGGCCGUUUGAAAAUUUUAAAAUAAGAAUGAUAUUAAAUAUUUGGGCUUUAUGGAUCCGUGUUCCUUUGCCUAUUUAGUCAAUGCAAAAAAUAUAUUGAGUAAUUUUUCUAACCUAGUUUUUUUUUCACCGCCUAAUUAUUAAAAGUUAAUCAGAUUAUGAGUUUACUAUAAAAGUUUUUAAUCGGAUUGCAAUAUCUCAUGUUACAAGUCAUAAGCUAGGUUCACGCGAUAGCCUAUAGUUGUGUUGAUACAUUCCACAAAUAGUAGUGUUAUUGAAAUAGCAUUGUGGGCUCCGUGUUUCAAAUAAGUUUAUUAAAAGGUAAUGUUUUUCUUUAAUAAUUACAGUUGGAUAUCGAAACUGUAAAUUUAUUUUCGAAAUAUAUUUGUGUAUUUUUAAUAUUUGUUUGUAAAUUGUUAACGGAAAAUUAUAAAUCUAGGAACGCAUUUUUAUAUUUUUUGUAUGAUAAUUAAAAAUACCUUUUUUAAACCAUUGUAAUUUAAAUAUAUAAAAUAAUAUAUUUUUCGGACGUCUUAGUAUGUAAGUAAUUUGUUUCGGUUUAUUGUAACUUUUUGUGUAAAUAUACAUUAAUAAAACGUAGAGCCCACGGCAAAUUUCGAUUAACUCGCAUUUAAACACCUAAGUUGUACCGACUCGAGCCAAAAUAUUAUUAUGUAAGUCAGUGUGAAUGUUCUGAUGCGUGUUCGUGCUGGUUGGGUUUAUUCUAAGAACACUAUGAGAAAUUCAUCAAAGACCCAAAGUUCAAAAUCCCUUAACAACCACAAUAUCCUCAAUUCUAUGAGGUGGUAAAUAUUUCCAUACUUAGGCCAUAUCUAUCUGAUCUUUGACUAAAAUUUCAAGUAACUAAUGUACUGAAAUAUUUAAUGAACCAGAAUUAAGCCGACAUUUAAGAGAGUUCUCAGCUGAGUAGGCUCUGUUAAAUAAAACUCAUCACAAUCUUUCAUAUACUUGUGACUUGAGAUGUCGUUUGAGCUUAUGUUAUAGGAUACAAGCGAAAAUCUUAAGAUGCUGAUCUUAAAUUGACAGCGCUCAGCUAAUAUCGCACAAGAGCGAAACUGUUACAUAUUUUAAUACUGUCUCUAAUUCUGUGUGCAUUCUGAGUGCCGUCGUAAGAUGGUUUUUAUUUAAUAAAUAUAUUUCUGUAAAAAAAAAAUGUUCAUAAAAGUACAGGUUAAAUAAAGAAAUAAUUUAAAUUAAAUUGAAAUCAUAUUUUCGACAUUGUUCGCUUCUACUACGGGGAUGAUAGUUCUCUGAUGAAUGUUUAUCGUAAAACAACCAGCACGUGUGUAUACGAGUUGACGCUGUAUACGAGCAUUUCAGUUAGUGUAGAUAGGAUCAACUAUUGUGAACGUGUUCGGAAACUCCACCACUAUUAUGUUUUUUUAAAACGCGACGCGCUAAUAAACAUUUACAUAAUGCCAUUAUUCGACCUUCCAAAAAGGAUGCAACAUGUACUUAUUGACAAAGAAUGCUGUAAUUUUCAAUGUAUCUCAAACAUAGAAAGGGCAACACAAACCAUACCGUUGUGUAUUGUUAUAAAAUAUAACGUAAUAAUUAUUGCAAUUGAUUGUGCUACUGAUUCUUUACUAACUGUUUUUGGGUUUGUAAUAUACUUAAAAUAAUAUUGUAUAUUGUUUAAGUCACUAAAAGUCGGGUCUUAUACUGGCUGAAGACUACUAGGGACUCUAUUCAGCAUUAUAAAGAUCUCUUGUAUGGUAGAAUUUAACUGUGUAUAUCCCAUCUUCUUCCAAGCAAUAUCGUACAGUAGUUAUCCAGAUUAAAAAAUAUUACAGCUAGUAUACGUAUUCUCCAUUACACUGUUCAAUAAUUUUGCCUAAUGUUUGCAGGAUAUAAUGAAAAUCUACUUUUGUUACUGUUUAUGGACAGUGGUUGUUACUAGCCGAGCAUUCAGCUCACCAUCCAUGUUUGUUGGCGCUGCGCGUAAUAUUAUUUUAAGUUGGAAGUGGUCGAUAGUUCCUAUUAUUUCGAGGCCCUGUAUUAUUUUUAUAUAUUAUUUCUCACACGAUUUCCGUCCGUUUGUUUGUGUAGUUUAAUUUUAUCAGGGCUAAUUAGAUUUUAUUUAAAACGAAAUUUUAAUAUUCUAUAAAAUGACUGAGUGGUUUGACUGUAUGUAUGUCGGACAGUCGAUUUCAUUCAAAUUCGCUGCAGUGUAUUAAGUAUACAUAUGUAUGGCCCACUAGCGUGUUAUUUUAGUUAUAUAAGUAUU